Porites lobata is the source of this 8728-nucleotide messenger RNA. The record is from the annotation of a GenBank genome assembly. NCBI's taxonomy places the organism in Eukaryota, Metazoa, Cnidaria, Anthozoa, Scleractinia, Poritidae.
AUGGCUGAAGCUCGAGAAGUUGCAUCACUUGGUGGAUACGAUGAUGAGUUUGUGAAUUCAGUGGACGAAGACUUGCACUGUUCAAUCUGUCAUCUGCCACUGAAAGAGGCCGUACAGACGGGGAAGUGUGGGCAUAGAUUUUGUAAGCAGUGCCUUGAUGAACACUUCAGAAGGUUGGUGAUUCUAUUGACGGUAAAUUAUUGCAUUGUUCGAGUUGUAUUAUAAUGCCUGUGUCAUCAGAUUGUUAUAAGUCUAUCUAGAGGUUAUUUACUGGCUUCGAUACUGAGUGAUCAUGCUUACGGAAGCAUGAUGUAGCGAAGUAAUGUAGAAGUUGCGAGCUGCGUGAAUCUAUAAUUACGUCGACAGAGUUUUUGAUUUUGUAAGAAAACCAGGUUAUUAUCCCUGAAUGUGGGCCUGAAUGGGGGUACACUUGUCGGUUGUCGGUAAAAAUUUCAUUACUUUGUCGGUCGUCGUUAAAUCUCGGUUGAUGAUUAACAAAACAAGUUAAUUAUUCAUAUUCGUUAUUUAAUUCUAUUUCUAUAUUUGUACUCGGCAAAGGUUGGCCAUCGCACCAAUUAACACAGUUUGAACUCUACACAAGUAAAGAACUUCUUCCUUUACCGUCAAUUCACCAUUUGAUGGCAAUAAAACCUCAAUUAAGUCUGUUUUGUUCAAGCUACGUGAUCAUUAAUUUCACCUUUGUUUGCAAAGGCUGAUAAAAUCACAAAACUUUCUAUAUUGAAUUUGUUUUUAUUCAGAUGAUCUCCGAUGAUCAUGACUUCUCCCAUGACGCCGUUACAUACCUCCAGCGUGAGUUCGUAGGUGGCUGAGGAGACCAAUCGAAACACGAAAGUGUCUGCCACAUGCACAUGUGAAGCACAUGAUGUCAGCAGAUCUGCGUGACUGUGCUCCGUUUUUCCUUGGCUCCCUUCGUGGGCUUUUCAUCUGUUCGCUUAGCACCCUUGUUGAUGAGGCUGCGCCACUUUAAUUUGUCUUGACUCAGUUCUUCCCAAUUCAAAGACCAGCGAAGUAAUCAUGAGAGAAUAAGUGGAAAGUGCGAAUAAUAUGGGUCGGAUUUCAAUAAAGCUAUUUUUAGUGACUGAAGUCUGUUUCCCGGGACGUGCACAAAUACUGACUCACUGCUACCUCUGUACGAUAUCAAAUUUGGAAGUUCCAGUUGCCAGUACCCUUCUGUUGCUAUAGGCUAACUCUAAUAUUGACCUGCAGAGGAUUUUGUCAUUGAGAUGGGCAAAAUAAUUUUAAUGAGAACCUCUCAAUUUCGUCAGAUAUAUAACCUUUCAGUAAUCUUAAAGCAUCCUUCAUACUUUUUUAUGUCAAAUGGAAGGCAGCUGCAGUGGUACUAGCUAGAUUGCGAACUCUUAACCUUUUCGAAAGAAACUUACGAUCACCCUUAUAACUUCAGUCACGACUCGAGCAUGGAUAUACCCUGGGUUACAGACUGUUAUUUUUUUUCUUAUCUCGGGGGCUUUCUUAAACCGUGAGCACGGUUUAUUUCAUCUUAGGUUUUUUCGAGAACGGACUUCUGGUCCAGGGUAGCAUGGAUAAACACGUGAUAAACAGUACGCAGGGAAAGUACUGCAGCAGUACGUCUCCUAGGCAAGAUAACCACGCGCUGCGAGGAAAAUAAUAUAAAUGAGUCUGCACUUUCCUGGAUUUCCCGCGAGAAGGAGGAGAAACAAAUGUGCACGAUUGAACGGUCUCCAAGAAAAAACAACUUUUUAGUUGAUUAUUCGAGCUACUCAGCACUGCAUAGUCGCUAAGUUCUCUCACGUGGAGACUAAAGUAACCGAACGGACAUGGGAACUGUGUUGCCCUACUCUCAGAGAAAAUCGGAGAAAGUCGUUCUUUAUACCGAGGACUACGCUAUAUAAAGGUUCGUUAUAUCGAGGUUCCACUACAUAAAUAUGUUCUUGUUUUGGUGCAAAAUUAAAGUUUAAAUCCUCAAUACUGCCAGCAGUGGAGUCAACCUAUCAAUCGAAGUUUUCUACACCAUGGACAACACCCCUUACUGAAGUCUAACUGUAGUCCUUGUAGUUUCAUGCUUGUUUUCAAUAUACUAUCUAUUCUCUUAAUAGCUUAUUUUGAUUUCUACAGACUGGAGCUCAAGAGGGAACCAUUAAAUUGUCCUGUAGAUCGGAACAUCCUAAUACGAGAUACGGUAAGUGAUCUCUUACACUGUCGUCUCACCAGUACUGAAGCUGACAAGGAGCGGCUCCUGAGCCUGCUUAACUCUAUUUAGUCUUUCCUACUCACUGAAAUUAUUUAGCUGAACUGAGCUGAAACUGUUUUUAGUUUAAUGACUGAUCUGAUAUCUUGAGGAUCGGCCAUUAUUUAUAAAUGAUUCAUUUGUGCGAAAAAAACGAGGGAGGGAUAAUUUUUUCAUGGGGAUUUCUAAUUGGUUAGAAGCCGAGUAGAGAUUUUUAGCGCUAGUUAAUUAAUUAAUCAGUUUUUUAUUAUUAAAGUUUUGGAAAAAAGUUUAUUUUUUGCAACCAUCUGCUUAGAGUCUGGGGAAAGCUAUCACAUGUUCUCUCCAUGUCAGUAUUUGCUUGGCUGUUUUGCUAUUUGCGGACCUUGGAAGAUUUAGCCUUAAAAAUUAGUAUAGCCAUGAGAUUAUGUUAUACUCACAAAGCUUAUUCCUUUCCUCCUUUCCAAAUGGUGACUCACCCCACUUAACCUCGUCGCAGUAGUCAUUAGUUAUAAGCGAACAAUGUAAAAGCCACUUUUUUACCAUAGCUUAGUCCGAUUCGCCUUUGUUUUGUUGAUGACAAGGUACGAACACCUCGUCUCGGUUUCAGUGUUUGAUUACGUUGACAUUUGGUCUAUGAACAGGCCAUUGCUGUAGUGUAGAAAAAAAACUUUUGAAAAACGGAAAUGUUGUAUUUCCUUCAAAAAAAAAAAACUGUUCGACUUCGCGAGUAACGCGCGGCGGGAGCUGGGGGUGAUAAGAAGGGAGAAGAUCCUCCCUCGCAUUUCUCCUUCCCAUCACACCCCGCGCGCUAGUAGGAAGAGACAUUAAGAGAGGACUAGGUACGAGUCAGCAUUCACGCCUGAACCGCCUGUAACCGCCCAUGUGCCCAUACGUCAUCAUUUUUAACUGUCAUCGAUAGACAAAAUUGACACUUAAAUUGUGCAGGUAAGGGAUCGUUUAAACCACACCCAAAUGUUUGUUAUUCAUUCAAAAAGGCCAGAAAAAAUUCAAAGAAUCAGUCCAACGUAACUCCGACUGAAAAAUCCGAAUAAACAUCUUUCCUUCCUCGGGGUUUUCGUAAAAACCUUCCCACUGAAAUGACGCUUAUAUUUCUCUUCGGUCAGCACCCAAAUAAUUUGCUCGACGAGACAAAAUACCCCAGAAGGUGAAUGGGUUCAAACACAAUGCUCGCAGGAUAGUUUAGUAAGCAAACAAACAAACAAAUAGACGAAGGUUAAUUUAACUCUUUUGCUUUUAGGACAUUUUCCCUGACAAGGCAACAGAAGGAAAGAUUCGUUCCUUCGUCAUCAAAUGUCCAGGCGACGGUUGCCUAUGGACUGGUGAAUUGAGGUCAAAAACUGUAAGUGGCGCAACUCCAUGUUGUCUCUACCACCGUGAUUUACCGGUAAACCUCAUGUAAGAAAAUGAAUAGAAUUGUUGGUCUGUCACAGUGUAACAUGAACAGAAGUCACGCCUUCAAAACUUGUGUAUUAUCAGUUGUUGUCUUUAACUAUAGAAGAAUACUUUCAACUUAUGAUAUACAUGUUACAUGGAACUCCAUGUUGUUUUUUUCACCAUGAUAUAAUCGAUUUACCAGUAAAAUAAGAAAAUGAAUAGGAUUGUUGGUGACAGGUACUAACGUUUUGACACUAACUUGUGCAGAAGUCAUCAUCAAGAGUUGUGUAUCAUCAGUUGUUGUAACUAACUAUAGUAGAGUACUUUCAACUUAUGCCAUAGAUAUAUAUACAUCUAUUUUUGACUAAUUAGGUUGAAUAUGAUUGAGUUUUGGAGAGUGUAUAUCAUAGUCAAAAUUAUAUGGUAAAUUAAUGGAGGCUAACUAUAGUUGGUUACAGUAGAUGACAACAAACAACUAGUACUUUAAGGGUGAUGAUUAUUUUCUGCGUCUUCAAGAAGUAAAAUGUCAACAUGGGAAAGGUUAAGGGUCCAAGCCCAAACGGUCGGAGCUUAUCCCAGUUUCGUUAGCAUGAAGCAUGCCUUAGGCGGUAUUGCUACUCCCCCCUGGACGAGGUGCUAGUCCAUCGGAGACAAAGUGGAGUAAAGUUCCUUGUGUUGUGAAGAGUAUUUUGUAGGUUAUUCCUUCCUAGAGUUUCUUUAUGGUUGGGUUUGUAGAUCAAAGUUAAUCAGUUGUAUCGACUUGUUUUUAAAUUCUAUUACCUUUUUAAGUAGCUUUUCAACACAAGUGUCAUUUAUUAAAUUUGAGUCCUUAAAGUAGGCACGUUUUGGGAUCAUCUCUGACCUUGAUUGUUGUCUACAUCAGAGUUCCUGUUUUGGUUAAGGUAGACUGUCUUGUGUGUUUAGUUGUCAAGCUUUUAUUUGUUUCCCUGUACUUGAAAUUAUUAACCUUAUAGGUUCGUUUAUUCCACUUUGGUUCUCAAUAGGAAAUUCGUUUAAGUCAUUAGAAAGUGCGUUUGUAAUUUUUCAUAAUCAGCAAGCCCGAACGUACCUACAUUCGCGUUAGUUAAGUUGCUAACAUUUAGAGCAGUUGGUUAAGUUGUAGGGUGUGCAGUUAGAAGUUGGGCUGUAGACGUUAAGUGAUGCUGUUGACAAAAACAUUUGAGUUGCUGUUAAGAAUAAAGAGCACCAAGAUAUAAACUCAAAUACCUGGUACGACUCCAAGCGAUCGGGUUGCACUAACACCCCUAACACUUGUCUAAGGAAACAACGCGACGGGCGAGGCUUGACCCCGUUCAACAUGAACACUAACUUAUUAUGUUGGUUUUAUAAAAAAGGACCACUUAACAUCAUGUUGGCUUAAAAUGGUGGCCUGCACGAACAAGAACUGCUCUGAGACUAUGACAAGGAACAACCUACAGAAACACGUGACCACCGCGUGUCCAUGGAAGAUUCUUCGUUGCACUCACUGUAGUGAAUCACAUCCGGAGUGUAAAACUGAGGUAAGAAUCUUGAUUAAUUGCCCUGAUUUUGCGAGCUUGUAGAGUAGGAGGAGCUUAUCAUUGACUUACUGUUGGUAUUUCAAAAAUAAGCCAGCAACAGCAACAACGUCAACCGCAACAAACGGUAACCUGCAUUGAUCGGUCACUUACCAACCUGCCAUAGAGUUAUUUUCAUUGUCUUUACCUGUUUUUCAAAUAGCUUAGCCUGUAUAUUUCAAUGAUUUUAUUUUCUAGGGUCAUCAUGCCGAAUGUAAGAAAUUUCCAUUGAACUGUUCUCAAAACUGUGGAGCUGUCAUUCCUAGAGAAGAGGUAUACUAGAUUUACAUUAUUAAGCGCAUUGAAACAAAAGCCAAAUAACUUUUAUAAAACAAGGCCUUAAGGGAGCGUCUGUAUCCAAUCAACAACUGCUGCCUUACGAUUCAUUUAUACAUCUUGUGUUAGGUAGGUGAAAAACAAUCAAUUUUUCUUUAUAUUUCGUUCACUUGUUGUAUUGAUUUUUCCGUAAGAUACGUAACAAAAUAUGCAGAUUAUAAAAAGAAGGUUCUCCGGAGUUUACACCCCGCGUAAAAACGCUGAAUAUUCACUAACAAAACAAAAGUUAAUUUGCUUUUGUCAUGAAUUUAAAGGGAUAAAUAAUUUGAACGUGUGCCAUCUCUUUAGUAAAACAAUUUUUUGAAAAUGGGAGGUUCACUUGAUAAACAUCAUUCCUUCCACCCAGAAUGAGCUAGAAGUAGAGAAAAUUAUAAAGAAAGUCCACCAUACAAGUAGAAAAGUGCUUGCAUAGCCUCCUUUGUAGGCAACUUCUUUUGUAACUUUUACACUACCUCCACUCUCUCCCAAUUCUCCCACCGUUCUCUAAAGCAGGACAGUGGUGCCAAGUUGAAAGAAAAGUUACUUACUAAUUGACGUCGCCUCCCCCUCAGCUAGGCGAUUAAGGCACAGGAGAAAAAAACUGGGUUACUCAAGAGACUUGGCAAAAAAAGCGCCCUUCCUAGUUUUUCUUCUCACUUCGGCUUGUCCUUAACUUUGACAUGACACAGCCGACAUGUAUUAUGAGAUAGGGACGAUCAAGAUGGAAAGCAGUGCAUCGCGUGCAUUCCCUUCUCCUCCAAACCAUGUUGGCAAUAUACUGCUGACGCGGAUACAUCCUGCUUAAACAGCAAAUUUUCGAGUAAACAGCCUUCAACGGCUGCACUGAUUCCCAGCUGAGUAGACAAUAACUGUGCGGUGCAGUGUUCCUAGAUCUGACCAAGGCAUUCGAUACCGUUGACCAUACGAUCUUGCUAUCUAAAUUGUCGGCUAUCGGUGUCUCGCCCAGCACUCUACAGUGGUUCAAGUCUUACCUGAAUCAUCGUAAACAGCGGACUGCCUGUAGCGAUGCUGUGUCUGACCCUCUCCCGAUGACCUUUGGGGUGCCACAGGGGAGCAUUCUAGGACCGCUUCUCUUCUUGGUUUAUAUUAAUGACCUUCCGCUGGUUAUAAAGAAUUGCGAAGUGACUUUGUAUGCUGAUGACACGGUCCUGUACUACUUUGCUAAAGAGCCACACCUGUUAGAAGAGGCACUGAAUGAUGAUCUCUUGAAAGUUGCCCAGUGGUUACAUGGAAAUAAGUUAACUUUAAAUCUUACUAAGACGAAAUCCAUGAUUAUAGGCAGUAAUAGGAAACUUGUUGGUAUUUCCUCUUUCACGUUAUCUAUUUUUGACACUGAUAUAAAUUCUGUAAGUAGUUUUAAAUAUUUGGGAGUUAUGUUGUCUUCAACUUUCACAUGGUCCGACCAUAUUGAGUAUAUUUCAUGUAAGGUUAAUAAAAACCUUGGUCUUCUACGUAGGAUUAAGUAUUAUUUACCUUAUGAUGCCCGGUUUUUUUUAUAAUAGCUUAGUGCUACCUAUUUUUGAUUAUGCUGAUUUAGUCUGGGGUGACAAGGACAAUGUCUCACUUAUGAAGGAAUUGCAAAUUCUCCAAAACAAAGCAGCUAAGUUGAUAUUAGAUAGAUCACCUCACUCCUCAUCCACCGAUGCAUUGAUUGUCUUGAGAUGGCUGAAUCUUGAAGAACGUAGGAAAUGUCAUCGAUGUAUAUAUGCAUACAAGUGUAUUAAUGGCCAACUUAAUCAUUCUUUGGACAUUGUAAGAAAGAGUGAUAUACAUUCCUACAAUACGCGCAAUAACGAUACUAUCAAGCUCCCCAAAAUUAAAUAUAAUUGGGGAAAACAACGUUCGCGGUACCACUGUUUCAAAGACUUUAAUGAAUUAGAGAGAACUGUAAGAAACUCAGCAAGUUUUCCAAUUUUUAAGAAGUGUCUUUUUUCUGCUUUUUAUAAUUGAGUACUUGUAGUGUGUAUGUUUUAAUUAUUUCUGUAACUCGAUUUUAGCUUGAAUUUUUUUUUGUUUUUUUGUUUUUUGUAUCAUAUAUAUCGAUUUUAGCUUAACCUUUUUAUAUUUUAAUUGUAUUAUAUAAUAUACAUCUCGUAAUUAGGACCUCUAUGUAAACCACUCUUGUGAUGGAGCAUCCUAUUAAAAGAUUGUUAUUAUUAUUAUUAUCUCUUUUUUGCAGAUUUCAGCCCACAUUGAAAGGGACUGUCCACUCACAAUAAUUUCCUGUCCGUACUUUGAUCAUAUGGGCUGCGAAGCUAAGGUAAUACUAAGAGAAACAUGUAAGCGUUAACAUUUUUAGUUAAUUAAUAUAUUAAUUAGUUAUUAAAAUCCAACUCUUUCAGUGCUUUUUCUCUAAAAUGCCAAUGAAAGAUGAAAUCGUGCUUUAAGGAAUUCCGUUCACUGUCCACACAUAUAAAAGGUAGUUAAAGUUUUCGGGUGUUUCCCGAUUUUAUACCGUUAAAUUCAGCAAAAUAGCGUAUAAAUGACAACUACUUGUCCUGUUUAUACUAUGUUUAUACUUCAUACUGUGUAUAUAUUUCAGAUUCAGCGAAGAGAGGUUGAAUCGCACCUUCAGGCAGCUAUGAGACUUCAUCUUGACUUAGCUUGUGUGAAAUUAGGCGACACACAAAAGAAGCUGGAAGAGACCACAAGAAAGCUUCAGAAACUCGAGAACAGCUUCAAUGUUAUAGAAAAAGACAUACAUUGUUCUGAGGAAAUUGACACAUUUACGUGGAGGAUAGACGGUUUUAGUGAAGUCUUGAGAAAAGCCAAAAGUGGAGAGAAAACCUGUAUAGACAGCUCUCCAUUUUACAGAUGUGGAUAUAAAUGCAAGUUAAGUCUAGAUCCUAAUGGCGAUGGCGCUUUAAAAAAUACUCACCUGUCAGUAUAUCUAACAAUAAUGAAAGGCAAAUACGAUGCCAUUUUAACCUGGCCUUUCCAGAAAAAGGUGACGUUUACGGUGAUUGAUCAACAGGAAAAAGCAAAAGACAGGAAGAACAUUGUUAAUUCCUUUAUUGCAGAAUCCAAGCGUGAAAACUUUAAGAGGCCUGUAAAAGAAGAGAACAUUGGGUGGGGCCUUGCUAAAUUUGUAUCCCACGAAGAACUGCAGAAAAGGCGCUACAUUGUGGACGGCACAAUAUUUAUUCAGCUUCGCAUUACUUCAUCCGUAGUGACUGUCUUUUUAAAUUCCUGAGUAAUAAAAUCUUAUGAAUUGGCUCGCACUCUGGUCCAC